AUGAUCGUGCCCAACGCGAGCCUGGGGUGCGCGCGCUGCCACGCGCACGCGCACGCGGACGCGACCUCGGACGCGUUCCAGGAGGCGUCCGGCUCCGUCCCGCCGCCCACCCUCACGCGCACGGGCCACGUGGUGGUGGCCGCGUGCCUGGGCUUCAUCGGCACGUUCGGGUUCCUCAGCAACCUGCUCGUGCUCGCGCUCUUCUGCCGCUUCCGCGCGCUGCGCACGCCCGUGAACCUGCUGCUGGUCAGCAUCUCGGCCAGCGACCUGCUGGUCAGCGUGCUCGGGACCCCCUUCAGCUUCGCGGCCAGCGCGCGCGGCCGCUGGCUCAUCGGGCGCGCGGGCUGCGUGUGGUACGGGUUCGUGAACGCGUGUCUGGUUUUUAGUCCUUUGUAG
Menidia menidia (Atlantic silverside) is the source of this 396-nucleotide messenger RNA. The record is from the annotation of a GenBank genome assembly. Lineage: Eukaryota; Metazoa; Chordata; Actinopteri; Atheriniformes; Atherinopsidae.